This is a messenger RNA of Ascoidea rubescens DSM 1968, 343 nucleotides long. RefSeq lists its product as uncharacterized. The record is from RefSeq and is a predicted model, not a curated record. The transcript has a single exon. NCBI's taxonomy places the organism in Eukaryota, Fungi, Ascomycota, Saccharomycetes, Ascoideales, Ascoideaceae. The coding region runs from base 40 to 258 and encodes 72 amino acids.
UUAUGGUUUUGACUUUUCGAUGGCUCCAAAACAGAAACAAUGCUUUCUGUUUUUUGCUUUCUAUUUUUUGCCUUCUGCUAUCUUUGCCUUCUGCCUUCUUUGCUUUGUUGCUCCACGAUCACUGCUGAGACAAACUUCAACAAGAGGAAAGAGGAAAGAGGAAAGAGGAAAAAGAGAACUGUUUACUGUUGUUUCUAUCACAUUCACCACCAACUCUCACAUCCCACUGAUUUCCAUCUUCUACCACCCCGCAUAUAAGCAAGAAAAGUUAAAAGGGAUUGCUUAUUAUUUCAUAUGUUUAUCAUCUGUCAUUGGUAUUUAAAUUCACUUGUUUUCGGUGGUU